This is a messenger RNA of Haliotis rufescens (red abalone), 4149 nucleotides long. RefSeq lists its product as uncharacterized. The record is from RefSeq and is a predicted model, not a curated record. The transcript is spliced from 16 exons. NCBI's taxonomy places the organism in Eukaryota, Metazoa, Mollusca, Gastropoda, Lepetellida, Haliotidae. Bases 1345 to 3516 code for a protein of 723 amino acids. Gene Ontology annotation, molecular function: cysteine-type deubiquitinase activity; nucleic acid binding. Gene Ontology annotation, biological process: DNA integration; protein deubiquitination.
GUGCCCUUAAACCUACAAUGGUCUAAGUCUACAAUAUUCAUGAGUGGGUGUGGCUUGUGUAUGCACGUGACACUAUCUUCCUCAAAGCUGUUGAUGUCUAACGAACGCAUCGCUGUCUCGGCUGUCAUUGCGCGAUACGAUGUUUCCCUCACAAUCUGUACAUCAGGUAUAUAACAUGUAGUUUAUGUGUCUUUGGAUAUUGUGCUGGACUAUAUUUGCGAGCCUCGACUUCGGACAGAUCGAAAGUUCCGAGAAUUACAGAGUCAACCCAACUCGCCUCACUCCGAAACAUUCGGUGGUGUACAUUAGCCCUGAUCGAAACAUUGACAUGUCUUUGCUAUUACUCGCAGAUCCAACACAUUAAAAACCUCUUGUCAUCAUGCUCCAUACUUAUGCAAUAUACCUUUCUCUACUUGUUAUAUUCAAGAGCAAAGCAAUCUCUGCGUGUGGCAAAAGUUGGUCAACUACAAGAUGCAACUAUAUAUUUUUUAUUUCCGAAACCCUGAAAGGAUUCCAGGGAGUAGAUUCACAUGGUGUCCCAGAAAAAGAGUUAUCAUGCUUGUGAUAUAAAUAUGGCUCAGGCAAUUAGGACUUGCCAAAUCAUUCUAGACUUGAGUUGGCUCCCUUUCUCCAUUUAUUCUAAUGUGUCUGAGGGACAGAGGUUCAAUCUUCUUUCUGGAUAAAAAUAACCAUAUGAACAGAUUCUGAACAGAAAAUAAAGUAAAAAGUAUGAAAUUCAAUUCCAUGUAUUAAAGUGACACAACUUUAAUCUCCAAACAAAAAAUAUAUGAUAUGAUGCCCUAUUUGUAUAAAAUCUGUUUGGAAUUUAUUUUUCAAAUUCAAUAUACAUCUAUGAAAAAACAUUUGGCAAAUAAUAAAAUUAGAUAAAAUACUUGAUUAGUGAUGAUAUUUUCCAUUAUUCCAGAUAAUACAAGAUGAGCAUCUAAUUGGAUCUAAUUAGAUAUGAGUACAUGCAGUGUAAUGUUACUCAGAUGGAAGAUCUGUCCAAAAGUAUGAACAACAUGAAAUUAAAAAAACCCAGCAAAAAAUGGUGGCUUCCUUGGCGUAUCAACGGAAACCCUUGAAGCUAAAGAAGGUCUAAAGUCUACAAUGAUGGGGUGGCCCCUUAGUGGACCCACCAUGACCCAGUCAUGGGCUGUUGAAAAAAGGCCCCUCCUGAUCCCUUUGACCAUGCAAAACCCCAUCUAGGCUGAAAAAUUUCAUUCACUCUCUCUCCCAUUUCAGAAAAAAUGGGCAGCUUCCUCGGCGCGUCAAGGCGACAGCCAGUGUACACCUCAGAGGUUCUUCCAGCUUGCCAGAUGAGAUUCCUGAAUAUCUGUCAGAAUGUCAGAUGAUUUGAGGAAACAGACAGAGUCCAGUACAUCCCAACCAAUGGCAAGAGUAAAAUGUUCAAGACAAAGAAGUAUUGGUGUGAUUUCAAAGGAGAAUUACGACUGCCUUAGAUUAAAACUUGAAGGAGGUGACAUUCCCAAGGAUAGCAAGACUGUCAAGUUUUACCAUGUCUGCCAGAAAAUACGGAAGUUCAAUUUAUCUUUGACAGAAAUUCACAACCCUGUCCAAGGAGAAUAUAGAUUGGAGAUUAUUGAUGGGGACAGGAAAAUAGUGAUAUCAAAGUCAGAACUUGAUAAUGUCAUCUGCAAAUUUUACACUGAGUUGCGGGGUUCUGGAGCAAAGAAAAUAAGAACAUUGAUAAACCAGUAUCAUGCUGGCAUUUCUCAGGAAGCCAUACAAGACUUUAUAGACAGGCAAGAUGACAGGCAACUGUUACAUCCUAAAUUUGUUAAUGCUGCCAAACUAAAACCGGUGAUUUCAAGAACACCAAUGGGGCGACAUCAUGUUGACCUUGUGGAACUAACUGGAAUGCCUGCAGAAAAUGAUGGUGAAACAUUCAUUUACAUCUUGUCUGUUAUUGAUGUUUUCACAAGAUUCAUGUGGCUUCGGCCUCUUUCCAACAAAAGAGCCUGUUCAGUGGCAUUGGAACUCCACAAAAUCUACUUUGAGUAUGGAUGGGGAAAUCCAAGAAUCUUACAGUGCGAUCAAGGCUCCGAGUUUAAGGGAGCAGUCAACCAACUCUGCAUUGAAAUGGGAACGAAGAUUGUCCGAAGUCGGGCUCACAAUCCCCAAUCUCAGGGAAAGAGUAAACAAUCACACCGGGAUUGGAAAAGCCAUUUGGAAUUUUAUCACAGCAAACAUGGUGAUGGAGAAAGCUUCAACUUGGUGGAAAAGUUGCCAGCAUAUGCUAGAAUACACAAUGAAAGCAUUCAUUCUGCACUUGGUUGUUCACCAUACAAGGCCAUGCUGGGCUGCCCUCCAGUACACUUCAAGAAUGUGUUGAGAGCUGGGAGUACAGAUGAUGCAUACUCUUGCUCUGAAGAAGAUGAGCAGUGCGAACUAUCUGCAGAGAGUCAUGAGGAUACUGGAGACGAAUAUGGCUUUAAUGAGAGAAUAGAAGCAAUCACAGGAAACCUCAGGAAAAAUGUGCUGCAGGCGUCACUGACCAAAUCAUCAGAAAUGAUUCAAAAACACCACGAAAACAAGGACACAUCAGUGUACAAGAUAGGGGAUGAAGUUCUGGUGAGGGUUCAUGGAAAAGAUACCAGAGUCAACCAGAUGCUCUGCCAGAUGCAAGAGAAGAGGGUAGAAAGCCACUCAAAAGGGGAAAAACACAGGAUGAAAAAGGAAAGGGAGAACAACAGGCUCAAACCAAGAGGAGAGACAAUGCAGAAACAAAAGGCAGGACGCAAGAAGACGCCAACUAUGAAAGAACUGGAGAUGGAGGCCUCAUUCUAUGACCUUGACAUUGUGGACAAUGAAGGGGCUGGUAACUGCAUGUUUAUUGCAUUGGCUCAACAGCUUCAGAUACAUGACAUUGACAUAAUCAGCCAUAAACAUCUGCGAGAAAAGGUUGUGCAAUAUGUGCAGGGCAAGCGGUGUCUGUUCAAGGACUUCGUGGAUAAAAACCAUUAUCCAACAUUCAGAGACUAUAUCAUCAAGAUGAAGAUGUUGGGGGAAUGGGGAGACAACAUCAUUCUGCAGGCAACAGCUGACCUCUAUAAGAGAAAGAGACAGAAGCAGCUAAUGACACCAAAAUGGACACAGAAGAUGAAUCAGAUUCAGAUUCCAAGUAUGCAAUCAACACUGCUGUAUGGGAACACAAGUGAGGAACAACUUCAAAGGCAUGAUGAGUUUGUCAGCGGCUUCCCAACACCAGACCGAAGAGUCAAUUUUGCAGAGGGAUAUCUGUCUCAAUAUAUGCAGCAAAAAAUGCUUCAGUACUUGAUAUCAGCUUUGACAUUAACAAGACUGAAAGAUACACGGAGGAUAUACUCGGGGUGUAUGCGACUGUUCAAGUGCAAGGGUGAAAAGAAGCUGGAACUUUUAACGCAAAAGCACAUGAUAGCUGCCACAGAUUACCUGAUGUAUGUUGGGGUAAAGGAAGCUAUAAUUCAUAUUCUGAUGGAUGUGCUGAAUAAACCCUAUGAAGAAGUCAACUAGGAAUGUAAAUCAACAGAAUUUGAUGCCAGUCAAGUUCCAGGGAGGGGUGUCCACAUCACUGUGGAUGAAGAAUAAUGAUGGCUUGGUUCACACAGGGAGGAUUAAAAUGCCUCUGUUAUACAGGAUGACUGACUUGCUGGAUGAGUUGUGAUGAUUGUGCUUGCACACUGAUGUCAACACCCACAUAUAUUAUCUUUACAAGAAAAGUAAUUUGAUGUACAUGAACCACAGUGACAUGUCAUUUUGUAACAUUAGUAUUUCUUUGUAUGACAAUGUGUGAAUUUAUUAGGGCUGCAACGGGUAACUCGGGUACCUGGGUCGGGUGGGUACUGAGUAGGACCCGGGUACCCACAGGACUGCCUGGACCCAUGGUUAGUCAUGUGAUAUAUUGUUUAAUGACAAAAAUUAUCUCGAACUCUAUGCUUACACUAAAAGUCACUCAUGUUCGCAUUUCUUUCUGACUAUGCACCCAUUCCUUCUGACUUAGGCUCUUCUUUUGGCCACUGAAAGUAAAUCCCAUUUCUAACUUGAGAGCAGAAUAUGAAUGCUAUGGGUCAAUAUUUCUAAUUUUAAGAGAUUUCUGACUAUAUUAUUACUCAUGUCCCCUCGACCAGAAAUGGGAUAACGCCUAUA